Molecule: messenger RNA, 1334 nt
Organism: Musa acuminata subsp. malaccensis (wild Malaysian banana)
Lineage: Eukaryota; Viridiplantae; Streptophyta; Magnoliopsida; Zingiberales; Musaceae
Cellular component (GO): nucleus
Molecular function (GO): core promoter sequence-specific DNA binding; protein heterodimerization activity; RNA polymerase II general transcription initiation factor activity
Source: RefSeq, a predicted model, not a curated record
GAAACGGGGAAAAGGUCGAAGCCGUGCCCCGAAUCUCCUUCCGAUCCGACGCUCGCGUUCUAUUUCGUACAUAGAAAUCGAGAGCGAAACGAGGAAGAAGAAGGGAAGGCAGGGGCAAGGUAAAGACGAAUGAUCGAUGGAACGAUAGAUCACGAUCGAAGACCACGGCAUCAUAUGCGGCGACCGCGAGAUCUGGAUCGGUAAUUUGUGGAGGAGGAAGCAGAAGAGGAUUUAGGAGAUGAGGAAGAAGCUCGGUACUCGGUUCCCUGCGUCACGAAUAAAGAAGAUAAUGCAAGCAGAUGAAGAUGUUGGCAAAAUUGCAUCGGCUGUGCCUCUUCUUGUUUCAAAAGCUUUGGAGUUAUUCUUGCAAGAUCUUUGUGACAGGACAUAUGAAAUCACCCUUCAUAGGGGAGCCAAGACAUUGAAUUCAUCACACUUAAAACAGUGUGUGAAGACUUACAAUGCUUAUGAUUUCUUAACUGGUGUUGUCAACAAGGUACCAAACCUUGGUGGCAUGGAACCUUGUGAAGAUGAAAAAGGAAUUUGUCGAAGAAGGAAGACACUACCACAUGGUGAUGAAGUUGAGAGCAAUGAGGAUCUCCAGUCAAGGUCCUCUAAGAUGGCUAUGACAAAUGCUAAUGUUAACCCUAGAGGACGUGGAAGAGGCAGAGGAAGAGGUAGAGGACGACCACCUACAAGGCAUAGAGAUGUAGGAUAUGUGAAGUAUGAGGAUGACAGCAGCAUGUUUGGUGAACAUGAUGAGGCCCCCUCGGCGUUGCCAGGUCAGCAUGAAGACGCAGAGAAGGAAAGCACUCAUCAGAGUGAACAUCCUUCCUCGACUGCAGUUACUGAUGUAGCUGCAACUUCACCCAUGGAGACUAAGCAAGAACAGCACCCAGCUUGGCCUGUUCCCGAUGGAGUAGGCAGCAUCAGCAUAGAACCAUCAAGACUUGUACAAUUAACAAUGCAGAUAGAUGAGGACGAGGAUUAUGACAAAGAAGAUUAGAGAAUAUGAUUUCCCAGAUGAUACUAACAAAGCUAUCUUGUUCUGUAAAUAAUUUCAUACUGCACAUUUUGGCUAUUCCUUAUGUCCAGCGCGCUAGUGGAACUUGGGUCAGAUACACAACUGAUUGAUGGUUCAUGUCUAAUGCUGGAUGUAAUGCUAUAGUAGCAUUUCUAUUAAUCUUUAGGUUUGUCAAGACAAAUAGGUCACUGGCAGAUUAGUGUUUUGUGUUGUAAUGGAUUUUUCAAUAGUUUUAGGUCACUGGCAGAUUAGUGUUUUGUGUUGUAAUGGAUUUUUCAAUAGUUUUCUAAUUGUUUCCUAGUUCUUGAAA